AUGUCCUCCGCCGCCUCUCACAGCGGGGACGCCGCCGCCGCAGCCUCCUCCUCGCCUCCGCCCCGCCGGAAGGGGAACGGCGGCGCCAACGACACCUUCGUCGAGGACAUCAACAUCCCUCCCUCCGAAGCCCCUCGCCCUAACCCUAACCUUGGCUUGUUCUUCGCAACCAGCUGCCUCUCCACCUCCCCCGCCUCCUUCGUCCUCCGCAGCCGUGCCGAAGCCGACGCCUUCUUCCACUCCCCGAUAUCCCCCUUGCACCACCUGAGGUGCCUCCCCACCGGGCUCCUUCCUGAUCCCUUGCCAUAUAUUGAGCAGCGUAUUGACUACCUCCUCGCCCCCGGCACCAGCGGCGCCCCUGUCUACGUCGUCUUGGCAGGCGUGGUGCCCCCCCAUUACAGUGCCCCCUCCGAAGACGAAAUUGCCAGGUUGGCCGACCGGAUCAACCUCUGCGGUCGCUACCACGACACCUUCAUCACUUCGGCAGCCAGACGGGCCGUCGCCGCCCUCAGGGACGUCGAGAUCGACGCGGGGCCGCAAGGGGGACAGUCGUGCACAGUGUGCCAGGAGACCCUGGCGAUUGGGACUGUGGCGGCGAGCUUUCCGUGCACUCAUGUCUUCCACAGAAACUGCAUUGUCCCGUGGCUGCAGCAGCAGCACACCUGCCCGGUCUGCCGAUUCUCGCCGCUGAUGGAGGAGAUGAUCGGGCCGAGUCACAGCGUGUUUAGGGUCGUAAUCCCCCCGCCGUCGUUGGGUCUGGAUCUCAAUGAGCAUAUAGUCGUUAUGGAGGAAAAGAUGAGGGGCAAUCCUGAAAUUCCGCCACGCCGAUGGGCGUAA
Messenger RNA from Ananas comosus (pineapple), 837 nucleotides. Its product is annotated as E3 ubiquitin-protein ligase RING1-like. Lineage: Eukaryota; Viridiplantae; Streptophyta; Magnoliopsida; Poales; Bromeliaceae. The record is from RefSeq and is a predicted model, not a curated record. The transcript has a single exon. Gene Ontology annotation, biological process: protein ubiquitination. Gene Ontology annotation, molecular function: ubiquitin protein ligase activity. The coding region runs from base 1 to 837 and encodes 278 amino acids. Gene Ontology annotation, cellular component: cytoplasm.